CAAACUGGCAUAAACAAAGUAGUUGUCGUGCGCAAUGUAUCGUCUUACAGUCCUCGCAGUUCUGCUGACCGUGGUCAAUGGUCAUUGGUGUCAUCGAGGAGGUUGUUCGAGGGGCCAUCCUCCUCAUAACUUCCAUCAUCAUCAUCAUCAUCCGUGGCAUCAUCAACAUGGUCCCGAUUUCCAGUUCGACAUGAUCGCAAACAAUGUGAUUCAAUGUGACGAAUCGUACCAAGAAUAUUGCAAAGCCCACCCCAAUGUAGCUCUGGAGACGUAUGGACCAGACGGCUACACUUUAAAAUACAAGCUACCAGGCUUUGAUGAAAAGAGUAUGUCAGUGCAGAUAAAACAUAGAGUUGUAUCUGUUAAAGCAACGAAGGGGACAGAAGUGUUCCAAGACGUCAAGGCCCUGUCUGGUAUACUGAAAAUGGAGGACGCGAAAUGGUAUCACGAAGACGACUCUUUAGUAGUUUCUGUUCCAUAUAAGGUAGCAAUAGGCACUGAAACAACUAUUCCAUGUGGUGAUAAUAUAAAUAAAGAAGUUCAGAAUGUUGUACAGAUUGAGCCACCUCUUGACAUUGACAGUUUGUAUAGAAAUGCGGUUAACGGAUUGCCUGCAUUAAAUUUUUCACCUAAUAAUAAUUUAGCUAAAGUAAAUAAUAAUUAAAGUGAAAAUAAAUGUUUGAUUUAUGUUGAAAGAGCUAGCUCGACUGAAAUAAUUGAUAGAAUUAAGAAGACACUACAUUCUCUAAAUUGUUAUGUAUUAUUAUUAAUUGCAUUUCUUUAUAAAACGUUAAAAACUAAUGUGAAAUAUUGAAUAUUAUAAAGUUUUUUUUUAAGUUGAAAUAAAAUGUUUCUCUUUUGUAAUCUUCUUAUGUUUGAUGUAAGUAAUGUUAAUGAUCAACUAGUUUAUGGAUUGAAAAACGCGACUAUAACGUCAAAAUAUAAUGUGUGUUCGAUUCUGCUACUAGAAAAUAAUAAACAAAAAUAAACUGCAUAUUAUAAUAUUAA
Colias croceus (clouded yellow) is the source of this 1008-nucleotide messenger RNA. RefSeq lists its product as uncharacterized. Lineage: Eukaryota; Metazoa; Arthropoda; Insecta; Lepidoptera; Pieridae. The record is from RefSeq and is a predicted model, not a curated record. The transcript has a single exon. The coding region runs from base 35 to 664 and encodes 209 amino acids.